This is a messenger RNA of Cydia fagiglandana, 2731 nucleotides long. RefSeq names its product cilia- and flagella-associated protein 52. Bases 347 to 2731 code for a protein of 794 amino acids. Gene Ontology annotation, molecular function: protein binding. NCBI's taxonomy places the organism in Eukaryota, Metazoa, Arthropoda, Insecta, Lepidoptera, Tortricidae. The transcript has 17 exons. The record is from RefSeq and is a predicted model, not a curated record.
ACUCCAUAUUUUUCAAACGUGUGGAUAUCAAAGAGUAAAAGUAUACUUAGUAAUUACAUCAGAAAAAUAUUCUACUAUUAUGAACUCACAGCAACUUGCUUCUUUGAUUCAUUUUCAUUAGGUAUUUUACCUAAAUACUCUGCUCUCUUUGAUUGAAACCAUAAACAAACCGCUUGCCGCAACAACCUACUUGUUACAUCCAUAUACAAGCUGUUUCCUAGCAACCGCCAAAAAAUAAACAGUGUCAUAUCUGACACAACGAAUUGUUUUUCUGAUCGUAAUACUUUAGUUAUAUAGAUUUUUUAUUUUAUUUAGUACAUAAACUAGUGAAAUAAUAUAUUUAACAAUGGAUGUAAAGAAUUUGGAGACGUAUGCCAUAAUUGGGUUCGAUGGUUCCGCGAUUCGUGGCCUGAAAGUGCAUCCCGACGGCAACCACAUCAUCUACCCGAUGGGCAACAAGGUCUGCAUCCAACAUUGGACCAGCAAGCAGAUGUGGUUCCUGAGCGGGCACACCAACAGCGUGUCGGCGGUGGGUGUGUCCAGCGGCGGGCGAUACAUCGGAUCGGGCCAGAUCAACCAUGUAGGAUUCAAGGCCCCUGCCAAGCUGUGGGACUUCAAGAAGAAGACAUUACUCGGAAGCCAUGAACUACAUAAGGUCCGCGUGGAAGCCCUAAUGUUCACUUCGGAUGAGCGCUACAUGAUCUCCCUAGGCGGCCGAGAUGACGGCUGCGUAGUCAUUUGGGACUGCGCCGCGAGCGCGGCGACAGGCACGGCGUCUGCUGCACGACUGACUACUGGGGACGCGGUUACUCUUACUGCGUUGUCGUGCCGGCCUAACUCGUUCGUUACUGGCGGGGACUCAAACCUUCGCGUAUGGAACAUACGCGCCCAAAGCAAGAUGCUGGACGUGGUGGACGUGGCGCUCGGCAAGUUGAGGAGAAGCGUCCUCUGUAUCGCAGUCAGUGGCGACGACUCCUACGGCAUUGCGGGGACCACGACGGGAGACAUGGUGAAAUUCUCCAUCAAAUAUCCUUCUGACCCAGGAGCAGACGUGGCGGACUGCAAGCCAGCCCUUAUAGGUUGUUUGGCUAAAUGUGGACCUUGGAGGAAAGGGAAGCGUCCGGAGGCUCAGUGUUACAGCCAAGGGGUGGAGGCCAUCCUCAUAAUGUCGGACGGGUGCUUAAUCGUCGGCGCAGGAGAUGGCACCGUAGAAAUCCUAGACGAGAUCAACUGGAAGGGGGAGUUCCCUAAGGGCAGGCUGCUAGACCCCACCAUGCCGUACUUUAAAGCGCUCCGCUCCGCGAAGCUCCCCGGCCGCAUCACCUCCCUAGAGCUCAUGGAGUCCCCCGGCCAACGCGGAGCCGCGCGCAAGCUGCUAGCGGCCACGCGCACCAGCGAGAUAUACGCGCUCAGCAUAGACACGCUAGCGCCCGUGCUGUGUGUCACGUGCCACCGCUGCGCUAUCAAUGAUAUAGCUUUCCCCAGGGGCAUGUCAGGCGUGUUCGCGACGGCGGGCUCGGGGGACGUCCGCGUGUGGUGCCUCGAGACCUGCCUCGAGCUGCUGCGUAUCUCCGUGCCUAACUUCACGUGCAGCUCUGUGCUGUUCAGCGGCGACGGCAAGUCCAUUGUCUCUGCUUGGAACGACGGAACAAUCCGCGCGUUCACCCCGCUCACGGGCCGGCUGAUGUACGCCAUAUUCAACACCCACAACAAGGGCACGUCGGCGCUGGCGAUGAACUCUAGCGGCACCACGCUCAUCUCCGGGGGGUGCGAGGGCCAGGUCCGCGUAUGGGACAUAAAACCAGAGAAGCAGACGUUGAAGAAGGUGCUGAAAGAGCACAAGAGCCCAGUAUCCGCCAUCCAAGUGUCGCCCAACGAUUGCGAGGCCGUCAGCGCCGGCACCGACGGGUCGUGUAUCAUUUGGGACCUGAUGUCGCUGUCUCGCCGGCAAGUGAUGUACGCGAGCACGCUGUUCAUGUGUGUGUGCUUCGAGCCGCAGGGCUGCCAGCUGCUGACGGGCGGCACGGACCGCCGCGUCGCCUACUGGGAGGCGGGCAGCGGGAACCUGGCCAGAGAGUUGGAGGCGAGCAAGGUCGGAGCGGUGAACGGGCUCGACAUAUCGUCCGACGGUCAGCUCUUCGUCACUGGCUGCAACGACCAGAUCGUCAAGGUCUGGAGAUACCAGGAGGGCAUCUACACACACAUGGGACUAGGGCACGCUGGGGCAGUGACUUGCGCUAAGUUCUCGCCGGACCGGCGGUUCGUGGUGAGCGCCUGUGCUGCCGGCAGCAUCAUCGUGUGGAGGACACCCGAGAUAUAUCUACAAUCAGACAAGGGGUCGCAGCCAUCAUCAGCCAAGCAAACCCAGGACCAAGAGGGGCAGGGGGGGCAGAAGAAACCUCAGAGCCUUGAAGACGAGCUGAGACUGCCGCUCUCGGAUAAACCAGACCAGGAGAAGAAGAAGGCGGCAGGGGAUCGGCAGCACAGGGUGCCCGCGGCACCAUCUAAGGUGGAGAAGAUAGAGGCGAUGGACACGACGCGCAGUAGCGUGCACUCGUGCUGCCCGUGCGACACGGUGCGCUCCGCCGGGCCCGCCGCCGGCGCCGCGCGCAGCCCGCCCGCGCCCAAAACCCAGCCCGGCAACAAUAAGGCCACAGACAAAACAAAUAACUUACCGACGAAGACGACGAGCAAAGAAUUCGUCAGUAGCGGUGGGGGCGAUCGAAAAUAG